AUGACGACGGCCAUUCUGGAAUGUAUCAGCACAUUAUCCAUCAGUGCACAGCAAUUGCGUCGCCUCCCGAAGCUUCUAGAAGGUGGCCUUCCAAAGAUGCCUUCUACAGUCAAGGACUCUGAUGUUCCUAAUCUUUUCAGGGAACCAUAUAUUCAGACUGGAUAUAGACCUAUUGACCAGGACUGGAAAUAUUAUUUCCUAAGCCUUUUUCAGAAGCAUAAUGAAUCGGUUAAUGUCUGGACACAUCUUCUGGUGGCCUUUGCUGUUCUCCUGAGGUUCAGAGCGUUUGUGGAGACAGAAGGCUUCUCCUGGGAUGUGCUUUCCAUGCCACUGGUCAUAUACAUAAUAGCAUCAUUGACUUAUCUCACAUGUAGUAUCCUUGCACACCUCCUACAGUCCAAAUCUGAGUUGGCUCAUUAUACAUUUUACUUCAUGGACUAUGUUGGAGUUAGCACUUAUCAGUAUGGCAGUGCCCUUGCCCACUACUACUACAGCUCCAGCCAAGCCUGGUAUGAUCAUGCCUGGUACUACUUCCUGCCAGGAGCUGCUUUUCUAGGUUGGAUGUCCUGUUUUGGUUGCUGCUAUGCUAAAUACCAUUACAAAAGGCCUUAUCCAGUCAUGAGGAAGAUCUGGCAAGUUUUCCCAGCUGGCCUCGCGUAUAUUUUAGACAUCAGUCCAGUUAUACAUCGCAUCCUUGUCUGCCAUGCGGAAGAUUGCUCCGACAAGGCUAUUUGGUUCCACUGUCUACAGAUCAUUUUCUUCAUAAUCAGUGCCUAUUUUUUCUCUUGCCCAGUCCCAGAGAAAUUCUUUCCAGGGGUUUGUGACAUUGUUGGCCAUGGCCACCAGAUAUUCCACGUGUUUCUAGGCCUGUGCACUCUUUCCCAGCUUGAAGCUGUGCUUCUGGACUUUAAAGCCAGGCAAGAAUUUUUCAUGACACGGUACAAUCCGGAAUUGACCCAAAUAUCCUGUAUUUCAUUCUUUGCUCUCAUUCUAUGCAGUGCUAUCACUGCUGUGUUUCUGCGGGAAAGGAUCAAACAGAAAUUGGAAAGGAAAGACUGGUAA
Molecule: messenger RNA, 1062 nt
Organism: Staurois parvus
Lineage: Eukaryota; Metazoa; Chordata; Amphibia; Anura; Ranidae
Source: the annotation of a GenBank genome assembly